Messenger RNA from Zymoseptoria tritici IPO323, 1953 nucleotides. RefSeq lists its product as uncharacterized. Lineage: Eukaryota; Fungi; Ascomycota; Dothideomycetes; Mycosphaerellales; Mycosphaerellaceae. Bases 1 to 1953 code for a protein of 650 amino acids. The record is from RefSeq and is a predicted model, not a curated record. The transcript is spliced from 2 exons.
AUGGGACUCCUGGCUGGUAUGGCCGCAGAGGAAUACGAGCGUUACUACCUUGAGAUGUCAUCGCCAGCCAUCACGCCUCCCAGCACGCCGAAUGCGGAGCCAUUCGACUCCAACUCCUUGGACGACUUGCCUCCCGAGGAACACGAGCUCUACUAUCUCAGCAUGUCAUCUCCGGUUCACGACGGUAGUGAUGAACCGCAUUGGCUACAAGUUCAUGUAGAGACCGAUCCGUCUAUCCCGGACAAAUAUGGGUUCUGUUUCUGGGACAAAUUGCCGGUGGAGAUCAAGGACAUCAUUUUCGAAGACGUGUUCGUCCUGAACAAUACAAUUGCCGCAGUCGACAAACACGCGAUCGACUCUAUGCUCACCUGCCGUUGGGACGUGAGGAAACGUCACAAGAAGACCAUGAUGGCGAGCUCUUGGCCUCUGACGGUCUCCAAGGAGUGGCACAGGGCAUACUCACAAACAUUCUGCAGCCUCGUGCAUUUCGAAUUCCAGAGUCCUGAGCAUUGGCGCUCCUUUGCCUCCCACGUCACUUUUUCGAGGUUCCUCGUCAGCAUAACCCUUACACUGGAUCGGCCAUGCUCAGUGGGACCGAAAGAAGUGAUCGUUGCUUGUCCAUCUUUGAGGUCUCUAUGUCUGGCCGUCACGACAUGUUGGUUCAGCGCCAAGAUCGGGUGGGACAUCUGCGCUGAUCCAUGGUCCGAGUCUGACUUCCAGCAGUACGCCCCAUCUCGAGCCUUAUUGCGUUCGCUGCGUGGCCGAUCAGAGAUCGCAGUGCAGCUUGCAGUCGUCGAGACCGACCGGUGGCCACGUUUGAAAGAGCAGGGCCGGCCCAUCUUCAGCAAGAACAUGGCAGAGUUUCUGCGUGUGGCUGAGGCAGCAUCAAAAUUGCCCAAGCCUACAUCGUCAUACCCCUCCUGGUUUUUCGAGGGCUCUUCAGCGCCUUCGAUGGAGACCGCCAUACCUGACCUACCGGAAGAUCCAUCGAUCCCGCACGAUGAUGGGACCUGCUUCUGGGACGAACUACCAUUGGAACUCAUGCAAAUGAUCAUUGAGUUGGUUUACCCAACGGGCCAGAGAAUCAGACCCGUGACGAGUAAGGACUGGCUGGGGCGAGAGCAGCGGGCCCAAGCGAAGCUCAAACGCAAAGACAGGACUUCAGGGAGGCCAUUCCCGGGCAUUUUCCUUGAAAUGUUCCUGGGCGUGUCCAAGAUCUGGUUCCAAGCUGCUUCGGAGCUAUUCUACUCACGCGCGGUCUUCUCUAUAACACCGGACCUUGUCCUCAUGAAGCAGGAGCCGUAUUUGCGCAAUCUCACUACUGUCUCCAUCGGCAUUUUCUCCGUGUUGGAUGUGAGAGGCCUCGCGAGGCUCAUUGCUGAGUACCCAGCCAUAACUCGCGUUACCUUGAAGCUGGAUGAAUACUUCUUCAGGGAAAUGAUCGAACAAGACCUGUGCAUCUCGACAGAUCCUGUUCGAGAGACUGACUUUGAGGGCCACAAGCCAACGGUGACCCUGUUGCGAUCUAUCUAUGGCGUGCCCACAGUCAAGAUUCAUGCUGUGCGGAGCUCGGCCACAUCCAAGCAGCCUCGAUCGGAACGCAAUGCGUUUCCCAAUGAACGUCGCCUCGCACCACUGAAGUUUGACGCUCCUGGACGCUCGUCGUCCUCCGUAUCUGGCAAGACCGCCACCGCCGGACAGCCCUCAUUUCUCUUCCUUCGCGUGGACGACCUGCCGGAUACUCCUGCGAAGCUUUCAGCGCUGCUUGAGAACAACUCCGCGGGUCUGAUCGACUUCCAUAAGAGAAAUCAGUCAUCGUUGCUGGAGUACAUCAAAAGCUUGAAGUCGAAUCACUCGAAGCGAGGCGAGCUCCAUAACAGACAGCAGGAAAGCCUGAACGAUGGAGCGGAACAAGAAUUGGAGGAGAAGCACGGAGUGCAAGAUGAACCAUGA